Fomitiporia mediterranea MF3/22 is the source of this 1845-nucleotide messenger RNA. RefSeq lists its product as uncharacterized. The record is from RefSeq and is a predicted model, not a curated record. Bases 1 to 1845 code for a protein of 614 amino acids. The transcript has 7 exons. Lineage: Eukaryota; Fungi; Basidiomycota; Agaricomycetes; Hymenochaetales; Hymenochaetaceae.
AUGGCACAGAAAACAGCUAUUGACGCCGCCAUACAAGCAAAUAAGGAUCAUCAAUAUGCCCUCAAAGUGUACAUUGAGCGUCUUGAAAAUGAGCUCAAGACCAUUGAUAAGAUGAUCUCAGCUAUAGAUUCCGACGAUGAUGAUACAGAAGACAUACCUGACAAUGGAAUAGUCUAUGUUGAGGGUGCUACAAAGCCUGUGUCGGUAGUGUUGCCAAAGUUCCUUCUAUCCGAAGAGUCUCCUUUCGCAGAAGAUGCCCAGUGGCGGAAACGCUAUGAAGAAUACACGACUGUGAACCAGAUGAAGACCAAGGAGCAUGAGGCAUUGCGGGAGGCCGUUCGGAUCGAGAACAUGAGGAUGCUGACUCUGAACGCACAGAGCCGAAAUCAGCAUGUCGAUCUUAAAGCAUUUCCACCCGAGUAUUUUGAACAGAAUACAGAAGGGAUUGAUUGGCGGCGAGUUUCUGUCAAGAUGAGCUCUUUACUUCCGAGUUCCUCACUUCGGACGCCUCUCGAGUGCAAAAUACGCUGGCUCGGUCAUUUACAUCCCUCAAUAAACCACGGCAGUUGGACUCCCGAAGAGAUUCGGAAAUUGAAGGACAUCAUUGUUGAGGAAGAAAAUAGGAACGCGCCAAUAAAUUGGACCGGCAUUGCAAAAAAGCUAGAGACGAAUCGGACGCCUCUUGACUGUAUGCGGCACGGCAUGGCACGCAGGGUCCACACGUGGAGUCCAGAAGCAGACCGGAGACUGCUCGAAGCAGUGGAGCUAUACGGACAGAACAACUGGCAGCUAGUCGCCAUGACUGUAUCCGAAGACGCAACAGCUCAUCAAUGUCAAAAGCGCUAUCUCGAUGCCCUAGAUCCUUCCUUAAAAUUUGGACCCUGGACACCAGAAGAGGAUGAUCAGCUGCGACGAGCUAUCGCUGCAUUCACCGGAACGCCUCUAGCCUCAAUUUCAAGUACUGAGAACACUGCUACUGCCGCACCGACGAAGCAAACAAUUCCUUGGCAGGAUGUCGCGCUUUUCGUACCUGGACGUACGAAUAAUCAGUGUCGUGAACAUUACCAGGAUACGAUUUUGAAGUCUACCAAGAGGAAAAGAAAGGUAAAGACGAAUAAGGCCACUUCGAAAGGGAAGGAAAAAGUGAGCGCAGUAGGGGAUGCAGACGAGGCGGAGGAAGAUAGUGAGUCGAAUGCAACUGAGGCUGUUGAAUCUACCGAGAUGGGGAAUGGGAGGAGAGAGAAGUCGGUGUCAACGACGGGACCACGAACGAAGAAGAUGGGUGGAAAAGACAGACAGAAAGCUGAUGGGAUCCGUACAACGGUCGAUUCUGAGGUCAACGCAGAGUCGGAAGAAACACAACAACCAGAUAGUCCUUCGUCUCGUUCACGACCACGCAAGAAAGCAGACUCCAUUAUCAAACAGACGAACGUCCCGGAAUAUGUCGAGCCGAAUGCACACUCGGAAGCAUCUAAUGACGCACAUACACCCGACUCAGAGCCAACUAAGAGGAAGGGGAAAGCUGCUGCAAAACGAAAAACAUCACCGCUAGUCAAUGCUGAAGUCUUCGAUCAGCACAUCAUUGACGGUAGUGACUAUACCGUUGACUCUACCGCCGAAGGACAACUUCCUGUCGCAGAGCCAGUCAGCAAGAAGCGGAAGACAGCAGGACGGCCUAAGAAAAGGGGAACAAGUUCGGAAGGAACGACAUUACACGCUGAGUCGCAUGCUGGGUCUAAUGAUUCGGUACCGUCAACCGCGUCUGAAGUGCCUCCUAUACAAGGUGAAGAUACAGCAAGCUCGGGAAGACGGAGGAGUACAAGGCUUUCGAGUGGCAAGGCUUAA